GAGGGUUUAAAAGCCAUUUCUUGGAGAUCAUUCCAAAAAUAUAGAGCAAUUUCUUAAGAAGGUAUUGAAAAGAAAAGUAGGUCUGAGUGAGAUCAUCUCCAGAUGUCAUCUGCAGUAUCCAUUUUAGCUAAGCCUUGUACCAUAGGAUCAGUGAUCAACAAUGGCAGACACUCACAUCAAGAGUUCACAAUAACAGCUAGGGUUGUAGCACCAAAGAGACCAUCUUUGCCUGAGUUAUCGAUAAAAGGCAUUCCUCACACUGAUCUACAUGUUCGAGAGAUCGUUCAAAGACAGUUGCGAACACGAAGCAGUGAUCAUGCUGGUUGCAGAAAGCCCGAGUUCCAUCCUGUGUUUCUUGAAGACGCUUAUGAUCGGUGCAGAGAUAUUUGUGCUGAAUAUGCCAAGACUUUCUAUCUAGGAACCAGGCUAAUGACUGAGGAAAGACAGAAAGCAAUAUGGGCCAUAUAUGUUUGGUGCAGGAGAACAGAUGAACUAGUUGAUGGACCUAAUGCAAUGCACAUGAGCGCUGCGGUUCUCGACCGAUGGGAAGAGAGGCUCGAAGAUCUAUUCGAUGGCCGGCCCUUUGACAUGCUUGAUGCUGCCCUUACCGACACAGUUCACAAGUUUCCACUAGACAUUAAGCCUUUCAGGGACAUGAUCGAAGGCAUGAGAAUGGAUACUAGAAAAAACCGUUACGAAAAUUUCCAAGAACUUUACCUAUAUUGCUACUAUGUUGCUGGAACAGUUGGUCUGAUGAGUGUUCCUGUGAUGGGUAUCUCUCCAGAAUCAUCAUCAUCUGCAUCAAGCAUCUAUAAUUCCGCUCUCAAUCUUGGCAUCGGAAAUCAGCUCACGAACAUACUUAGAGAUGUAGGAGAAGAUGCAUUAAGAGGCCGAGUUUAUCUUCCUCAAGACGAACUAUCACAAUUUGGGCUAGGUGAUGAAGAUGUUUACUCAAGAAGGGUGACCGAUAACUGGAGAGAAUUCAUGAAAGGGCAGAUUAGAAGAGCUAGAUUUUACUUCAACCAAGCCGAAGAAGGAGCUUCUAAGCUUGACAAAGAUAGUCGUUGGCCGGUCUGGUCAUCGUUGUUGUUGUACCGCGAGAUCUUGGAUGCUAUUGAGGAGAACGAUUAUGAUAACUUGACGAAGAGAGCUUACAUCGGUAGAACAAAGAAACUUCUCAUGUUACCUUUAUCGUACUCUAGAUCUGUAUCGACCGGUUUUGCUUUCCAUUAGAUUUCGGACUGCAAUAUUCGUGUUGAUAGAAUACAGAUAUUUUCCCGGUUAAAACAGUUCAUGUAUUUCAUAUAUAUCAAGUGUAUAUUUGAUCAUAAGGAUCUUUUGACACAAGAAAUCUUAGUGGGCUACUUUGUGACUA
Cynara cardunculus var. scolymus (artichoke) is the source of this 1375-nucleotide messenger RNA. Its product is annotated as phytoene synthase 2, chloroplastic-like. The transcript is spliced from 6 exons. NCBI's taxonomy places the organism in Eukaryota, Viridiplantae, Streptophyta, Magnoliopsida, Asterales, Asteraceae. Gene Ontology annotation, biological process: carotenoid biosynthetic process. The record is from RefSeq and is a predicted model, not a curated record. Gene Ontology annotation, molecular function: geranylgeranyl diphosphate synthase activity. Bases 103 to 1233 code for a protein of 376 amino acids.